Messenger RNA from Cokeromyces recurvatus, 1338 nucleotides. RefSeq names its product Peroxin/Dysferlin domain-containing protein. The transcript is spliced from 2 exons. Gene Ontology annotation, cellular component: peroxisomal membrane. The record is from RefSeq and is a predicted model, not a curated record. Gene Ontology annotation, biological process: peroxisome organization. The coding region runs from base 1 to 1338 and encodes 445 amino acids. NCBI's taxonomy places the organism in Eukaryota, Fungi, Mucoromycota, Mucoromycetes, Mucorales, Mucoraceae.
AUGGCAAAACCUGUAAUUGAAAGACCAUCGCUACAGCAAUCUAAUUCCUCAUUCAAUUUUUCUUCACCUCAUCAGGUUCAUCAAUUAGAUCACAUUCCUACACCGGUAUUAAAGUUGCUAGUGAUUAUGGCGCCUGCAUUACAUGUAUUAGCUCAAUUUGUUAAUCUCAUCAUGUGGCGCACACAACCACAACGUACAAUACUCGUUGUUUUAUUAUGGAUCACAGUGUGUCUUUGGACAUGGCAAUAUCUAGCGUUUGGAUUGCCAAGUCUCGUAAUUUACAAAUUGGCUCGAGAUUGGUUCUCGAUUAAGCUUACACGUGCACGUCGAGAAGCGCUUGAACAACACAGCCGUCCUGACGGUGACGAAAUGGAUGACGAAAGCGAACUCUAUAUAUCCAGAAAGAUCAGGACAGAUAGUACAGAUAUCUCCCUAGAUGAUACCCUUGAGGACGUGGCGGUCGUGAAUGCCUUUUUAGAUCAUGUUAGGCUACGAUGGAAGCAGCUUAUGAUUCAUUUGGAUGGUACGAGGAAAGAUAAGGCAGUCGCCGUAUUGACUGUGUUAGGAUAUAUAGUACCCAUUUGGGCAUUCCUAUGCUGGUGGUUAAGUGCACGCAUCAUAUUAGCUUCCUUUGGUACCUUCCUGUUGGUGGUGCAUUCACCAGGCGCACACGUUAUCUGGAUAGCCAUUCAAAAAAAUAUCAUACUUAGACACUGUAUAGCAGCAGUAUGGGCCUAUGGUAUAGCUAUUGUAUCCACUUUAUUUGGAUAUCAAAGAAAAAAGCUUUCUAAAAGACAGCGAGUAAAAGAAUGGAUAUCAACACUUUUAAUUCGUGCUAAAAAGGAAAAAUCAAAGGCAAUUGAAAUAAUUGAACAUAUUGAACAGGAAAAGACAAAAGAAGGAACAAGAAGUGAAAUGAUAUUUCAAUUUGAAGUUUAUGAGAAUCAGAGAUGGUGGCUUGGAGUCAACUGGACUACCAAUAUGAUGCCCAGUGAAAGAGGUUCAUGGACAGAUAAACAACUUAAACCAAUACCACCAAAAGAAGAAUUUGAAUUACCAGAACCUACAGUUGUAAGUUAUGUACAACAUGGUGUAAAAAAGACGAUAAAUAAGGUCUGGAGUUGGGUAGAUGGUGAUUGGUGGGUGGAUAUGACAGGCGAAAUGUCAGGGAAAGUAGAUCAUCAUGGAUGGGAAUAUGGAAAUAAUGCAUGGAAACAAAUGAGUGGUACAGCUAAUAUGCAAACAUUUACUAGAAGAAGAUGUUGGUGUAGAAGAGCAAGACUAGUAGAAAGAGAGAUUGAAGAACAAAUCAGUGAAGAAGAAAAAAAAGAAAAAUAA